Messenger RNA from Cylindrotheca closterium, 1350 nucleotides. The record is from the annotation of a GenBank genome assembly. Lineage: Eukaryota; Bacillariophyta; Bacillariophyceae; Bacillariales; Bacillariaceae.
AUGAGUCCAACGGAAACAACCGACCAUGGUAUCGAAGAUAAUGAUGUUGGUGAGAGUAGCAACGACUCUCUCUCACCGCCGAUAUCGAAUAGUGAAGCAGACAGUCUUGGCGAAAACGAUGAAGAAUCUGCUUUGAAUCCCGAACCCCUUCGAUCGUUUCGACAUUUGGAUCGAGACCAACGCAUGAGGGUAAUUUAUGGACUUUUAUUUCAUCGAAUGCAACAUUCAUCAGAAUCAGACAAUGCAGAUCACGAUCACGCAAACAUACAACCACCGAAUGGUGGUCUUCAGAUAUUGAAACAGAACGAAGCAAUUUCACAGAAUGUGGUGUGCCGGUUUUGUUUGGGACAACCUGGUGAUGAAGAUCAAGAAGAAAGUCUACCAAAGAAUACUAGCACAGUGAAUCCAUUUGUAUCACCCUGCAAUUGUUCCGGAGGAUCGGAAUGGGUACAUUUGAGAUGCUUUCGCCGUUGGCAAUGCCAAGCUGCCAGCUCCAAUUCUACAAAAUCUGCGUCCAAGAUCUGUUCCGUGUGUCGAUGUGCUUAUCUGUUGCCACCACUACCCAUGAAUGAUGCUGCGAUACAGCCUGGAGCUUUGUUGGUGUACAUGGACGACGAAGAAGAAUCAUCACGGCCAAGCAGUAGCUUUCAAAAGAGUCUAGUGUUAAUCUUGGACCAUUCUAUUCACGGCACGACUGGGUUGAUUGUCAACAGUCCAACAGCUCCACCUGAGGAUAUUGAAGAAGAAGAACAAGAAAGAGAAGACAGUAAUGAACAACUUGCUCGGCAUGAUAUUUCCUGGAGAAAGGGUGGACCAGUGUGUGGUGGAAGGCUUGGCGUUACGAGGUAUCUCAUUGCUCAUACCUACAACAAUGCGUCUUUGGGAGCCGAGUACGAGGAACAACAGCUCAUUUCUCACAACGUGAUUUCUGAUCUUCGAUCAGAGGAUUCAUCCCAUCCUACGCAUAAGCUGCAGUUUGUGUAUGAUCCGAGAGACAUGGAGUGUCCAGCUUCCUUUCGAGCACGCGAGCUGGGAGAUGUCAUGAGUGCACUGCUGGAAGGAUUGCCCCAGUCUCCAGAGGAAGAUGAAGUACAAUCCAAAGCACUACAUGAUGAUCAAACUCGCCCCGACGGUGAAUUCCUUGUAUUUUCGGGGUACUGCCGAUGGCGCGGUGGUCAGCUGGCGAGCGAGUUGCAACGAGGUGCAUGGUCUGUGUGCAAUCAUGUCAGUCCGGGCGAAAUGUUGCAGCCAGAAUCUUGGAAUCGUCUGAGAUACUUUAGUGAUCUACUACUUUCCUACGAGGAUCUAAUUCAAGAAGAUGAAACUGUACUUCAAAGUACCAAUCAUUGA